Messenger RNA from Macrobrachium nipponense, 2012 nucleotides. Its product is annotated as plasma alpha-L-fucosidase-like. The coding region runs from base 21 to 1400 and encodes 459 amino acids. Gene Ontology annotation, biological process: glycoside catabolic process; fucose metabolic process. Gene Ontology annotation, cellular component: lysosome. Gene Ontology annotation, molecular function: alpha-L-fucosidase activity. The record is from RefSeq and is a predicted model, not a curated record. NCBI's taxonomy places the organism in Eukaryota, Metazoa, Arthropoda, Malacostraca, Decapoda, Palaemonidae. The transcript is spliced from 9 exons.
CGAAUUCAGUCCACACCGACAUGGCCACAUCUCCGCUUCUCUUUGUUAUUUGUUCAAGCAUUCUUGUCGCCGUCAUAGCCAAGUACGAACCAACCUGGGAAUCCUUAGACUCUCGCCCCCUCCCGCAGUGGUAUGAUGAUGCCAAAAUCGGAAUCUUUAUUCACUGGGGCGUCUUCGCCGUCCCGUCCUUCGGUUCAGAAUGGUUCUGGGAGUUUUGGAAGAAAGGAAAACUUCCCGCCUACGUCAGCUUCAUGGAGGAAAACUAUCCUCCAGGCUUCACGUAUCAGGACUUUGCCCCUCAGUUCACGGCAGAGUUUUUCGACCCUGAAGAGUGGACGAGGUUUUCAACUCCUCCGGGGCUCAGUACGUCGUCCUUACCAGCAAACAUCACGAAGGUUUUACUCUUUGGCCUUCGCCGGAUUCAUGGAACUGGAACAGCAUGGAUGUUGGGCCGAAGAGGAACUUGGUUGGUGACUUGGCCAGCGCUCGAGUCGAAGGCACCGCACAUUCACUUCGGCUUAUAUCACUCCUUGUUUGAAUGGUUUAAUCCUCUAUACCUGCAAGACAAAGCCAAUUACUUUCACACGAACGAUUUUGUUGCCACCAAAACGCUACCAGAACUCUACGACAUAGUAAGAAACUACGAGCCAGAAAUCAUCUGGUCUGACGGCGAAGCAGAGGCCCAUGACUGGUACUGGAAUGCCACGGUUUUUCUGGCCUGGCUUUUCAACAACUCGCCCGUGAAAGACACGGUGGUCGUCAACGACCGGUGGGGCAUCGGAACACCUUGCAAACACGGUUCAUUUUACACCUGUGCCGACAGAUAUAACCCAGGUACAGUGCAGCCCCAUAAAUGGGAGAACUGCAUGACGCUCGACAAGAAAUCUUGGGGUUACAGACGCAACGCUGUUCUGGCAGACUACCUGACCAUUCACGAGCUCAUCACCCAAUUAGCUGAGACGGUCAGUUGUGGAGGAAAUAUCUUGAUAAACAUUGGACCAACCCACGACGGGCGUCUUCCUCCCAUCAUGGAGGAGAGGUUGAGACAACUCGGCACUUGGCUUGGUAUAAACGGGGGGGCCAUUUAUGGAUCUCGACCUUGGGUACAUCAAAAUGACUCCGUAACUCCAGGAGUUUGGUACACUGCCAAAGAGGAUGUGACUUAUGCCAUUGUUCUCAACUGGCCAAAGAAAAGUAGUCUGUUGUUGGCGUCAGUCGAACCUACGGAACAGACCAAGAUUUUCAUGUUUGGUUAUGGAGAUUUUUUGGAAGAGGAACUCAAGUUCAAGUCUACGAAAAGUGGGAUGGUCAUAAAGUUUCCAGAAAUGGGCGAAGUUAGGAGCCAGUGGGCCUGGGUAUUGAUCAUGACUGACAUUAUUCCAGCGGCGCCACGGAGGUGAUUUACGGGUCUUUUAGGAGCAAGAGCCCGUGUUGGCAUAUAGCCAGCUUAUUCAAUAACAAUAAGGACCCAUGAACUUCAUGGUCAUUUAAAAGGGAUGACCUAAUACUCGGAGAAAGGCAGCGUCUUUCAUUCCAUGGGAUCGUUUACUCUUCAGAUGCUGGUUACCGAAGUUUCUGAAAUUUGCCGUUUCGUGGUUACACUUUGCUCGUGCCUUUAAAUGAAAAGUGCGUUUAAUAUUACGUACUUCCUUCUUAUUGUCGGGGGACACUAGUAACGUAAAGGACGACUAAACGCAAAAUGAACACCCGCGUUAAAAUGGUAAGAUAAAAAUUGUAGCCAUCUUAUUUUGUGUUUAUUUAUACUUUCUAUUCUCGUGAUUCACACAGUCUGUAUGGCUGUGAAGCCCAGUGGCGCUGUGCCCAGAAAUUCCAUUUCCUGGAGUGAUGAAAACCAGUUCAUCAAAUAGAUGUGACUAUCAUUCAUCUUUUUUAAGAAUACAUAAUUCUUUUCAUCACAGCAGCUGUAUGCAUAAUUAUAUCGCAAUAGGAAUUGAUAUUUUCAUUUACGUACAAUGUAGUUAACCGAGACAUAAUAAACAAUAGAAAGGAUA